AUGGUUGUUCGCAAAAUAAAACACAAGAGACAGAUGAGUGAAGGCGGUUCAAGCACCGCUGGGGACGCUCUCCCUUCUGGUAGUGGCACGGAGUCAGCAUCAUCAGAAACAGAGAAUUUGAGUCUCAUACAACUGCAAGAGGUUUUCAAGCAGAAACAAAUGGAUUUGAUGGCACAUUUUGAACGCGCUCAACAAGCACUGAAUAUGCAACAUCUCCAGCAGUACUACCAGACCCUCCAGCAACACGCUCAACAACAAGCUGUGAACAGUAUCACUCAAGUUGGUCCAGAACGAAUGGAUGAAGGAGUGUGUGAUGCUGCUGACCGUUUUAGAGAAAUCAAAAUCGGUUGCUUUGGUGUCGACGGUGCAGGAAAGACUACUAUAUUGAAGAUGAUCAAAGGCGAAGAUCCGCGAAAUGUUUUACCGACCAAUGGUUUCUCAAUGAUCGACAUGGAUUUCGACAACGACUUCACUAUCAAAGUCUACGAUCUUGGCGGACACGAACGAAUACGAGAUAUCUGGCCGAAUUAUUUCGCCGAGGUACACGGUAUCAUGUACGUGGUCGACAUUUCCGACGAAGAACGCCUCGACGAAAAUUAUGAGAUGAUACAUAAGGUAGGUAAUUGCGGCAUUUGGGGAAAAAAUAAGAAAGGAAUGAAUAAACAAAUACUGAGGCAAAGAAUCCAAACUCUUUCUGCACAUUUAAGAGAAAUAGUGAAAUUGCUGGUCUACAACAAGCGUCAAAUCAAGCUCAGCCAGAUUCUAAGCCUGCGUCACCAGGCUCAGCUCAACCAUCUGCCACUGAUACACAAUCGCCAGCAUGCGCCAUACGCGAUCCGCUUGAUCCGCUUCAUUAUUGGUCAAUUCAGUGAACUGACCAGUAGUGAAGUGGAGAUCAAGGAUCAAGUGGACAACCGCUUCGCUAUUGGUCAACCGAAACCUCACCACGAAGAAACCCGAUUGGCGACAACACUUGUGUCAAACGUCGACGAUUCCGAUGUCGAGAGCAUUUGCGUGCGAAAAUGCCCAGAGGCGCCAAGAAAGAAGGUUCAAAUUCGACGGAAAAUCUGCAUUAAAAAAGCACAGCCAUUAAAAUCACGUUUGAAAAUGACCACCUCACUCAGAUUCAUGUGCUUUAUAUCGCAUGAUGGGGUUAUCUGGCAAAGUGCUUACGAAUUACAUAUUUUAUUCGAAUAUCCAACUGCUGAAAAUCAUAUUGCGCAACUACCCUAUUCUUUACCUCAGAUUUUUGCGAAUUGGUGUAAUUGGGAUGAGUGCCCUGCAUUAUCUGCUUUUAGAAUUCGAACGGUAAGUUAUGAACAACUUGAUUACUGCCAAACCACGUCGAUACUGAAAUGCCUGCAGCCGGGAGUUGAGCUGCCUAUGAUAUUGGGAAGUCAGACGAACCUUGUCGGUUCUGCGCCGCAACAACAUCCUCCUAUGAGUCCACAAGUAAAUGUGUCAUCGCCUCACUUUGAGCCGUAUCGUGUGCCGGCCUCUUUGCACACAGCUCAAACGGCCACCGCUCAACCAUCUUCUGAAUAUCAGCUACGUAAAGUUAAUAGCGAACCAAAUUUGAAGAUGCGAAUUCGGGCAAAGUUGCUCAGUAAAGGCUCCAGUCCUGUUCAAAACCAGAACAGCUUCAAUUUUACGCAUCCUCAGCUUAAGCGAAGUGACAGCGAAACAUCUGGGAACGGUAGUACUGCCGGAAAUCUUGCAAUGGAUACGCUUUUGACGAACGCUGCCAACGCAUUUCCUCCUCAUCUGAUCAUGCCGUCUCCGAGUUUGCCGAACCUUGCCGCACCCACACUGGCACAAACUCCACACUUACCCAUAGACUUAGCUUCGCUGAUGGCAGCUGCUCAACUUACUCCGUUCCUAAGCCUUCCGAGCCUGUUCAAGACGCACAUAGGCCUUGGAGCAGGUGUGCUUGAAGAGGAGGUCGCGGAUCGAACUAAGCUGACUCCAGGCAUUGCAACACUUGGAGCGCUUUCGCAGCAGUUGCCGGUCUUUGGCAACCCCUCGCUGCUCAAACAACAACUAAGGGAACUUGUGCUAAGGAGAAAAAGUCUUGUUCGUGAGGAGCCAGAAGAUGAUGAUUCGCUUUCUGCUCAACCAGUGCUUUCUCCCGGGCACCUGCCACCUUCCCACGGCCUGGGUGACGUAAUCGGUGGGAAGGCCACCGGUCUUGCCUACGACUCGAGUAUGGCACGACAUGAGUGUGUUUGCGGCGAGAGUAGUUCCCACGUUGAGCACGGAGGAAGAGUACAAAGCAUCUGGGCGCGGUUGUUGGAGCGCGGGCUUGUUCAAAAAUGUGAAAAAAUAGCGGCCAAAAAGGCUUCCCUCGAGCAGCUUCGUAUGGUCCAUUCUCCAACAUAUGUCACAUUCUUUGCUGUUUCGCCCACAGCCUGCCUUAAAAUGGAGGCAUCGCAGCUCCCUUUGAAGAGCUUUGUUCAGUUACCAUGUGGAGGAAUCGGCAUAGAUUCCGACACAUAUUUCAACGACGCGACAACUCAGACUGCUGCUCGCGUGGCCGCUGGUUCUCUUAUUGAAUUGGCUUCACAAGUGGCCGAAAACCGACUACGAAAUGGCUUUGCUUGUAUCCGUCCACCAGGUCAUCACUCCGAACGGGAUCAAGCUAUGGGAUUCUGCUUUUUUAACAAUGUCGCUAUCACUGCGCGUUAUCUCCAGCACAAGUAUCCACAGCAGUGCGCGCGAAUUGCAAUUAUUGAUUGGGACGUCCACCACGGGAAUGGAACGCAGCUGUGUUUUGAAGAAGAUCCUAAUGUUUUGUACUUGUCACUUCAUCGUCAUGACAACGGGAACUUCUUUCCUGGAACGGGUGCUGUCACCGAAAUUGGACGUGGAGCUGGCAAGGGUUUCUCAGUCAAUGUGCCUUUCUCUGGAGGCGUCAUGAGAGAUGCUGAUUAUCUGGCUGCUUGGAGGGUAAUCGUACAGCCUAUUCUAGAGCAGUUCCAGCCAACUUUCAUAUUAGUAUCAGCGGGAUUUGACGCAUGUUGCGGUCAUCCAAAUGCUCUUGGCGGGUAUAAAAUUUCGGCGGAAAUGUUUGGCUACAUGACACGUCAGCUCAUGGGUUUCGCUGGUGGUCGAGUUGUUUUGGCGCUGGAAGGUGGCUAUGAUCUUGCCAGUAUUUCCGACGCUGCUGAACAAUGCGUAAAGGUUCUUUGUGGAGAUGACGACAAAGCGGGAGUUUUAACAAAUGAAGCACUUGAAGGAUUGCCCUGUCUGAGUGCACAAGAAACUAUCCAAAAGGUGAUUGCAAUACAUAAGGGACACUGGCCAGCGCUAACGGCUGAACAAGGGUUAUCAAUAAGUGAACUGCAUUGGCAAACAGUUGGGAGACAGUUUCAGAAAUUGACGAUGAGCUCCGUUCAAUAACUUGAAUAUUGUUGCACCAAAGCACAAUCGCGUUAUUUGUGAUUUAAACAUUAGAUGAAUCAUAGUAUGUAUUCUAGCAAGAGUGUGUUUGUCAUUUAGACUCAACUAUCUUUGACUUAAUGCAGAUCUCGCUACCUCUGUGAACUAGUGACACUGAAAUGGAUCGUACGCAUCAGUUUGGGCUAUCGUCCUCCCCUCGACUGCAUCGAAACGCAGCUUCAGAUCUUCUCAUGCUUGUAGUUUCAGUCGCGCCAAAGAAUCAGUGGCGUGUUGGCUGCGUACACGCACCAGGACGCAUGCGAAUGAGUCCUUCGGUCUUUCUCUUUUCUAUUUUCUUUCCA
Messenger RNA from Cylicocyclus nassatus, 3740 nucleotides. Lineage: Eukaryota; Metazoa; Nematoda; Chromadorea; Rhabditida; Strongylidae. The record is from the annotation of a GenBank genome assembly.